GAUAUCAAAGAUGAAGCUGUUAAACCUGAGCUACGUGAACCAAAGCUGCCCAGACAAGAGCCCCUCAAAGAAGAGCAGCAGAAGCCUGUCUUGAAAGAAGAUAUCAAAGAUGAAGCUGUUAAACCUAAGCUACCUGAACCAAAGCCGCCCAAACAAGAACCCCUCAAAGAGAAGCAUGUUGAUAAAGCCACAGCUGCCUCUGAGGAAGCCAAAGCACCGGCGACAAAACCUAAACCCCCAAAAUCCCAAGAGGCAAAAGCAAAGGCCAGCAAAGCCCAGCCUAAAAAACAAGCUUCAGCUAAGAAGAAAGGUUCUGCAAAGGGCCCGAAUAAAAGCUAAGCCGAAAUGCUUUACCAAAUUAGUUUUUCUUUAUAUUAUUUCUAGAUCGGUUUGAUUGUGUUCUUAGACAAGUCUUGUUGUUGAUGAGUUUAAAGGCCAAUUCACACUGCACUGGCAGAUGUCAAUAAACAGCAACAGACACGUUUGGUCUGAUCAAUGUGUUACUCAUGUCAGCA
This is a messenger RNA of Carassius carassius (crucian carp), 515 nucleotides long. RefSeq lists its product as uncharacterized. Lineage: Eukaryota; Metazoa; Chordata; Actinopteri; Cypriniformes; Cyprinidae. The record is from RefSeq and is a predicted model, not a curated record. The annotation marks the transcript as partial. The transcript has a single exon.